Molecule: messenger RNA, 3741 nt
Organism: Corvus hawaiiensis (hawaiian crow)
Lineage: Eukaryota; Metazoa; Chordata; Aves; Passeriformes; Corvidae
Gene: SEMA3D
Product: semaphorin 3D
Exons: 18
Coding region: 233-2518 (761 amino acids)
Biological process (GO): neural crest cell migration; negative regulation of axon extension involved in axon guidance; semaphorin-plexin signaling pathway
Molecular function (GO): semaphorin receptor binding; chemorepellent activity
Source: RefSeq, a predicted model, not a curated record
GUCUGACAGUCGGCGCAGAAGGAGCGAGACCCUCCGCUGCUGCCGCUGCCGCCGCCGGGGAGGAGCCGCCGCGCUCCGCUCGCAGCGCCUCCGACAGCCCGGCCUCGGCCCCGGCCCGGGCCCCGCAGCGCUCCGGCCGCUCUCCAGCCCCGGCAGAUAAAACUUGGAUUGUUUGAAAAGUGGGGAGAUAUUUCACCAUAGUACAAAAGAAGAUACAGAAGAGGAGAGCAGAAUGAGAGCUUUGCAAGUGCCACAUGCCUGCAGCCUGCUGUCUUUAGUGAUGCUGUUCCUUCCAGUCACUGGAACGUCAAAACAAAAUAUCCCAAGACUGAAGCUUUCCUAUAAAGACUUGCUGCUUUCAAACAGCUGCAUCCCAUUCCUGGGCUCAACAGAGGGGCUUGAUUUUCGAACCUUGCUGCUAGAUGAGGAGAGGGGCCGGCUACUAGUUGGGGCAAAGGACCACAUCUUCCUGCUCAACUUGGUUGAUGUAAACAAAAAUGUAAAAAAGAUUUACUGGCCUGCAGCAAAAGAAAAGGUAGAAUUAUGCAAAUUAGCUGGGAAAGAUGCCCAUACAGAAUGUGCCAAUUUUAUCCGAGUUCUUCAGCCGUACAACCGGACCCAUGUUUAUGUCUGUGGCACAGGAGCAUUUCACCCUCUCUGUGGAUAUGUUGAGCUUGGAACUCACAAAGAGGAAAUGGUAUUCCGUUUGGAUACCCAGAACCUGGAGUCUGGCAGGUUGAAAUGCCCGUUCGAUCCGCAGCAGCCGUUCGCUUCAGUGAUGGCAGAUGAGUAUCUUUAUGCUGGAACAGCUUCUGAUUUCCUUGGCAAAGACACUGCUCUGACACGUUCUCUGGGCCCUUCUCAUGACCACCAUUACAUCAGAACUGACAUUUCUGAACAUUACUGGCUUACUGGAGCAAAAUUCAUUGGAACUUUUCCUAUCCCAGAUACCUACAACCCAGAUGAUGAUAAAAUCUACUUCUUUUUUCGAGAAAUAUCACAAGAUAGUGGCACAUCUGACAAGACAAUCCUUUCCAGAGUUGGGAGAGUUUGUAAGAAUGAUAUGGGAGGGCAAAGAAGCCUAAUAAACAAGUGGACAACUUUUCUGAAAGCCAGGCUUGUGUGUUCCAUACCUGGUCCUGAAGGGGCAGACACACAUUUCGAUGAGCUGCAAGAUAUAUUCUUACUUUCUACAAGAGAUGAGAGGAACCCUCUUGUGUAUGGAGUCUUCACUACAACAAGCUCCGUGUUUAAGGGCUCUGCAGUGUGUGUGUACAGCAUGGCCGAGAUCAGGGCCGUGUUCAACGGGCCCUACGCCCACAAGGAGAGCGCGGAUCACCGCUGGGUGCAGUACGAAGGUCGCAUCCCCUACCCCAGGCCUGGCACAUGUCCAAGCAAAACGUACGACCCGCUCAUAAAGUCUACCAGAGACUUUCCUGAUGAAGUCAUUAGCUUCAUUAGACGGCACCCUCUGAUGUACAAAUCAGUUUACCCCGUGACAGGAGCCCCGGUGUUCACGCAGAUCAACGCGGACUAUCGUCUCACCCAGAUUGUGGUGGACCACGUCAUGGCAGAGGACGGGCAAUAUGAUGUCAUUUUCCUGGGAACGGACGUAGGCACAGUCCAGAAGGUUGUGAGUAUCACAAAGGAGAAGUGGACUAAGGAGGAGGUGGUCCUGGAAGAGCUUCAGAUAUUCAAGCACCCUUCGUUUAUCUCAACCAUGGAGAUUUCUCAGAAACAGCAACAAUUGUACAUUGGUUCCAGGGAUGGAUUGGUUCAGCUGUCUCUGCACAGAUGUCACACGUAUGGGAAGGCUUGUGCAGACUGCUGCCUUGCCAGAGACCCAUACUGUGCCUGGGAUGGAAACUCUUGUUCCAGAUAUGCCCCCAGUUCUAAAAGGCGAGCCAGAAGGCAGGAUGUCAAGUAUGGAGACCCAGUUGCACAGUGCUGGGAUGUGGAAGACAGCAUUAGUCAUGAAACUGCUGAUGAAAAGGUGAUUUUUGGCAUUGAAUUUAAUUCAACUUUUCUGGAAUGUACUCCUAAGUCCCAGCAAGCCUCUAUUAGGUGGUAUGUUCAGCGCUCUGGAGAAGAACAUCGAGAAGAGCUGAAGGCUGAUGAAAGGAUCAUUAAAACGGAGCAUGGGCUGCUGAUCCGCAGCUUGCAGAGAAGGGACGCAGGAGCCUAUUUCUGCAAAGCCCAGGAGCACACCUUUGUCCACACCAUCGUGAAGCUGAAUUUAAAUGUCAUCGAGAAUGGACAGAUGGAAAGCACUCAGAAAACUGAGGACGAGGAGGGCCGGGUGAGGGAUUUGCUGACGGAGUCCCGGCUGAGGUACAAGGACUACAUCCAGCUGGUCAGCAGCCCCAGCUUUAGCCUGGAUGAGUACUGUGAACAGAUGUGGCACCGGGAGAAGCGGCGGCAGCGGAACAAAGGUGGUGCCAAAUGGAAGCAUGUGCAGGAGAUGAAAAAAAAGCGAAACCGAAGGCACCACGAGCCAGCCAGGCCACCAUCGACGUAGUUUGUAAAUGCUAUUUAAAGAAAGGACAUUUUCCGUGAAAAAAAAAUACUGUGUUCUGGUUUUGUGCAUCUUGCCUAUGAAUUAGUACUGCUUCUUAUUGAAAUCAGAAAACUUACCAUCACUAUUAAUCUGUGUGAGACUGUACAGUGGGAUUCAAUGCCAAAUGAGAUGUUUCUUAUUGGAGUGCCACACACCAGGCAGUAAUUUCAAAUGCAUUCAUUAAAAAAGAAAAGAUGUACACUGUUAGCUAAUUUCUGGGUAGCCUUAGACUUCGUGAGCUGUGUUCUUUACUUCUUGCAUAAUUUUCACAUAGGAUUUAGUGUCUGUGUUCCUGUGUUAACAUUUGCUGCCACAUUCCACCCCAGAGGUGGCUACGUUUCAGGGGAAGGCAGAUGUACUUCCAGUUCUUUGGCAUCUUUCUGAGUAAGAAGCAUGGUAGAAAUGUGUGACAGAUCUGCAAAAAUACCCACUAAUUUACCCACUGGGCCUGUAUACAGGCACAUGGGUGAGGUUUGCUAGCACAGAGAGGCACAGCAAAAAAUCAAAUUAAGUUUUGGCUUAGGGACAGCAUUCAUUCUCCCCAUAAAAAAGAGAAAGCAUAAUCAUAGUUUAAGAGAGGGGAAUUACCGAGCAUUACUCAAACUCGUUAGUGUUUGAGUAGCCACCAGUUUGCAGUCCAUGUGCUGAAAUGAAAUGUUGACUCUAAUUGAAAUUGCCACCUAGAUGUUUGGGAGUAAAUUUCCUAAGUGGUCCAUGGGAGGUAUGUGCACAAAUCCUAUUAACAAAUAAUGGGAUUCCUGCCUGCACCUCUCCUAUGUCUCUAAAGGUUUGACGCUGACUGUUUCUCUGGCCCUUUUCUGGGUUUGUUUUAUGCAGAGGAAAAGAAAAUUAAAAGACAACAACAAGGCUAAAUGAAAGACGAUGAGGGAAAAUAUUUAGUGGCUGAGACCAGUGCUCUUGACACAGAGCUGACAUUCCUCAGAUGUGUGUAUCCUUUGGGAUUUUUUUCUCAAAGGUCUUCUGUAUUUUUAAGUUGAAAAUUUGCAUUGUUGGAAUUAAUACUUUUAUUAUAAUUAAAUAAGAGAUGUCCACAUGUAAAUAAAACUUGAAAGUUAGAAAUUUGCUGUAUACCAUAAUUUCAUUUGUAAAGUAUUCCUUUUUCCUUGGUUUAUAUUUUGAGUUUAAUAAUGUAAAUUUUUCCACAGAAACAAAUACUGGCCUCA